GCGCGCGUGACCUCUAUAUCUUUACUAGAGUGUCUCUCUUAACUGCUGACUAUGUUUACAAUGGACAGAUCAAAGCCUGUGGCCUCCGCCGUCCGCUGCCUCCGCGGCGCUCUGUUGCUGUUUCUGGUCAGCUGCAACGCCCCGCUGCCCGUGUCGCCCUCGGCCGCCUCCAACGCGCUGCUCCAGCCGGACGAGUUCACCUACCCGUACAGCAGCAUCUUCUCCCCGCUACUCCGAGCCCUGUCGGAGCACGGGGGAUCCAGGUGGAACCCGGGUCAGAGGCGGAAGGUGAAGCCCGAGCACAGGUACAUGAGGUACCUGACGGAGGUGUACAAGAAGCCCUCGCGGAGGCAGAGGAGUGUUGUCGGAGACAAAGUCUACAACACCAUCAGACUGAUCAAACCUCAGGAUGAGUGUUUAGUACAGAGCCACACGGAAAGUUUUACGCAGGAUUUGUCUUACAGCCUUGAUCAAGUUAGAGAUGAAGAACAGCUUCUGAGGUCAGCCCUGCUGUUCAGGCUUGACCAUGACCUUGGAGCGCCCGCCAUCUCUGUUUGUUCCCUGAGUCUCACUGAGCCGCCAAACCAUUGCCAGCUGUGUCCACGUUCCCCCCGUGCUGCGAACCUCUCAGCAAGCGCAAACAGAAAAAAACACAGGAAAUGGGUGGAGCUUGACGUCAGCUCAAUAAUUCAGCCAGUCAUGAAGUCUCUAAAGAAGAAUAUAAAGCUGCUUCUUAAUGUCUCCCGCCCAGACGGGCAAAGAAGCUUGAGCAUCAAUCACAGAAACCUGUUGGAGUUCUCCCUCAGGUCCCCCCCUCUGAUUCUUUAUCUCAAGGACAUGAACAAAUCCGUCCACCACCGUGCUGCGUUCAAUGCCAGCUCAGUCCAAAGCCCGUUCACGGAGACGAACGCGUUUCAAAAGCCAGUGGUUUUCAAGUCUGAACGGAAACACAAGAGAAGAUGGAAGCGCGAGCCGUCCAAGAGCAAGCGGGGUGACAAAGGUCUGGACCUCCAUCUCCCAGACCUCCUGCCCAGCUCCGUAUUCCCAACCAGCGACUGUGCCUUGUACGAUUUCAGGGUGCGAUUCAGUCAGCUCAAACUGGACCACUGGAUUGUUUUCCCACCAAAAUACAACCCCAGAUACUGCAAAGGCAUCUGCCCGCGGACCAUGGGCUUCAUCUAUGGCUCGCCUGUCCACACUAUGGUGCAGAACAUCAUCUACGAGAAGCUUGACUCCUCUGUGCCCAGACCCUCGUGUGUUCCCUCCCACUACAGCCCUCUCAGUGUCAUGAUAGUUGAAGAGGAUGGCUCCUAUGUCUACAAGGAGUUCAAGGACAUGAUUGCCACUCGGUGUACGUGUCGCUAACCCCCUUCUGAAUUCAUCCAAAACAGUCAUCUCUGCAUUUUCCAGUGUAUCAACAAUUCUGGCUUGGCUCAGUGAUUUCAUAAACUUAAUGCACAAAUAAAAUCAUCUAGAGCAGGUUUACUUAUCAAAAUAUGCAAACAAAAGUAUGUGUUUCCUUUUUGUUAAAGCAUGUUAAUUCACCUUAGAAGUAUGAAGUCAAACACAUUUAAAGGGGAGGGAUAUGUGGGUAGUUUUCUGUUAUUUUGUUUUUUUAUUUUUGUUAAUUUAUUAUUUUUUGUGGGAAGUCUGCCAAUGUAACACAAUUGUCAGAUUUUAAGUAGCCCUGUUCUGGACAAGAAAACAAAGAAGCAGUCACAAUCUCUUAGACCUUUUACAGAUGUUUUAUUCUUGAAGAUAACUGGCAGCUGUCAGAAGUGGCAGCUGCUUUCCCCACUUCCAGAAUGAAAGUUAUAAAAGUGUGUACUUAUUACUUCUGGUCACUAAGUGACUGAGUUUGUGUAAUAUACUUGUAAACUAACUGCAUGCAUGAAUUUGUAUUGGUUGAAUGUGACUUAAUGCAAAUCUAUUUAUGGUCGUCAGAUGAAUUCACUGUGUGUCUGUGCUCGGCUCGAAAAUAUGCAAAACAUUAAAACAUGUCAAGUCUUUCUAAAAAGUUGCAUAAAAUUUAAAAAA
This is a messenger RNA of Oryzias melastigma (Indian medaka), 2037 nucleotides long. It is a transcript of the gene gdf9, whose product is annotated as growth differentiation factor 9. Gene Ontology annotation, cellular component: extracellular region. Gene Ontology annotation, biological process: BMP signaling pathway; SMAD protein signal transduction. Gene Ontology annotation, molecular function: cytokine activity; growth factor activity. The coding region runs from base 52 to 1365 and encodes 437 amino acids. The transcript has 2 exons. Lineage: Eukaryota; Metazoa; Chordata; Actinopteri; Beloniformes; Adrianichthyidae. The record is from RefSeq and is a predicted model, not a curated record.